GCAGAGGGGAGGAGGAGUCAAAAGUGAAAGUAUUCAGCUGAUGUCUCUGUUGUUCAGACGCCAUUUUAAAAGGGCAGCGCAGCAGCAGGAAACCUUCGACUGAGGCUGAUUGGAGAAGAACUGAAAGUGAAAGUAUUCAGCUGAUGUCUCUGUUGUUCAGACGCCAUUUUAAAAGGGCAGCGCAGCAGCAGGAAACUGUCGACUGAGGCUGUCAGUUUUAGUGGUUUCUCUGUCAGACUGACUGAAGUCCUGAAGAUGAGUGUUUGUGUGGAGGACAGAGCAGAGUCUCCAGGACCCAGCUGUCUGUCUAUGAGGAGUGACUGGUCUAAAGACGAACCUCCAGUCUUCAGUGAUGAACCUGGACCCUCAGACUCACAAGGUCAGAACCACAGACAGAGAGCAGAGUCUCCAGGAUCCAUCUGUCUGUCUAUGAAGAGUGACCAGUCCAAAGGAGAUCUUAUAAACUUCAGUGAUGAACCUGGACCCUCAGACUCACAGAAGAGGAAGAGGAGAGGUGUCUCUGUGGAGGAGCAGCCGUCCAGCUGUGCUCUGUGUCAGGACGUCCUGAAGGAUCCAGUCUCUACCAGCUGUGGACACUGGUUCUGCAGACAGUGCAUCACCUCAUACUGGGACCAGUCUGGUUCUUCAGGAGACUCCUCCUGUCCCCAGUGUGGAAAAAGACCCAGAACAAGACCUGGACUGCAGACAGCCAGUCAGACCAGCACUGAACAAACAGAUAGUGGUCUGCAGGAGGUUUUACAUCAACAUAAGAUCAGUCUGAGGAGCAGAUGUGAACAUGUGACUGAAGGAACUGAUGGAACAGGAAGUGGAACCCUCCUCAACAGGAUCUACACUGAGCUCUACAUCACAGAGGGACAGAGUGAAGAGGUUAAUACCCAACAUGAGGUGAGGCAGCUGGAGACAACUUCCAAGAAGAAGACCCUCCAUGACGCUCCAAUCAGGUGCCACGACAUCUUUAAAGUCUUACCUGACCAACACAGAGAAGACGUCUUUAAAGUCUCACCUGACCAACAGAGACGCCGCAUCUCUAAAGUCUUACCUGUCCGACAGAGACACGACAUCUUUGAAACCUUACCUGUCCAAGAGAGAGAAGACAUCUCUAAAGCCUUACCUGUCCAACAGAGACGCCAUAUCUGUGAAGUCCUACCUGUCCAACAGAGAGAAGACGUCUCUAAAAUUUCACCUGACCAGCAGAGACCCAUCAGAGUGGUUCUGACCAACGGCGUCGCUGGCGUUGGAAAAACCUUCUCGGUGCAGAAGUUCUCUCUGGACUGGGCAGAGGGCUUGGAGAACCAAGAUGUCAGUCUGCUGGUUCUGCUUUCGUUCAGGGAGCUGAACCUGAUCAGAGAUCAGCAGUACAGUCUUCUCAGGCUGCUCCAUGUUUUCCAUCCAACAUUACAGAAGGUCACAGCAGAGCAGCUCGCUGUCUGUAAAGUUCUGUUCAUCUUUGACGGCCUGGAUGAAAGCAGACUGUCACUGGAUUUCAACAACAGGAAGUCUGUGUCUGAUGUCACACAGGAGUCAUCAGUCAACGUGCUGCUGACAAACCUCAUCAGGGGGAAUCUGCUUCCCUCGGCUCUCGUCUGGAUAACUUCCAGACCUGCCGCGGCCAAUCAGAUCCCUCCUACAUGUGUGGACAGGGUAACAGAAGUACAUGGCUUUGCUGACGCCCAGAAGGAGGAGUACUUCAGGAGGAGAUCCAGUGAUGAAGAGCUGUCCAGCAGAAUCAUCUCACACAUCAAGACGUCCAGGAGCCUCCACAUCAUGUGUCAAGUCCCAGUCUUCUGCUGGAUCACUGCUACAGUUCUGGAGCACAUGUUGACCACAGACCAGAGAGGAGAGCUGCCCCAGACCCUGACUGACCUGUACUCACACUUCCUGCUGGUUCAGACACAGAGGAAGAACAACAAGUACCAUGAGGGACGUGAGACGAGUCCACAGGAGCUGACGGAGGCUGACGGGGAAGUUCUUCUGAAGCUGGGGAGGCUGGCGUUUGAACAUCUGGAGAAAGGAAACAUCAUGUUCUACCAAGAAGACCUGGAGCAGUGUGGUCUUGAUGUCACAGAGGCCUCGGUGUACUCAGGACUUUGUACUGAGAUCUUCAGAAGAGAGAGUGUGAUCUUCCAGAAAACAGUCUACUGCUUUGUUCAUCUGAGCGUUCAGGAGUUUCUGGCUGCAGUCUACAUGUUCCACUGUUACACCAACAGGAAGACAGAGGUCCUGAAGAACUUCCUGGGGAAAAAACAUUUUGAUUUAACCCUGGAUGAGUUCCUGAGGAGAGCCAUGGAGAAAUCCUUCAGAAGUGAAAAUGGUCACCUGGACCUGUUUGUUCGCUUCCUUCAUGGCCUCUCUCUGGAGUCCAACCAGAGACUCUUAGGAGAUCUGCUGGGUCAGACAGAGAACAGUCCAGAAACCAUCCAGAGAGCCAUCAACAACCUGAAGGAGAUGAAGAGUUAUUUUAUCUCUCCUGACAGAAGCAUCAACCUCUUCUACUGUCUGAUGGAGAUGAAGGAUCACUCAGUUCAUCAGGAGAUCCAAGAGUUCCUGAAGUCAAAGAACAGAUCAGAGGAGAAACUCUCUGACAUCAACUGCUCAGCUCUGGCCUACAUGCUGCAGAUGUCAGAGGAGGUUCUGGAUGAGUUGGACCUGAAGAAGUUCAACACAUCAGGGGAGGGACGACGGAGACUGAUCCCAGCUGUGAGGAACUGCAGGAAGGCUGAACUUGAUUAUUGUGGGCUCUUAGAGACUCACUGUGAAGUCGUGGCCUCAGCUCUGAAGUCCAACCCCUCCCACCUGAGAGACCUGGACCUGAGUCACAACCCUAACCUACAGGAUUCAGGAGUGAGGAUCCUGUCUGCUGGACUGGAGAGUCCAAACUGUCGACUGGAGACUCUGAGAUUGAGUUUCUGCAAGUUGUCAAAGAUCAGCUGUGAUUUUCUGGCCUCGGUUCUGAAGUCCAACCCCUCCCAUCUGAGACACCUGGACCUGAGAGGAAACAACCUGCAGGAUUCAGACAUGAAGGAUCUGUAUGAUCUUGUGGAGAGUCCAGACUGUAGACUGGAGACUCUGAGAUGGAGAAACUAUAGGAAUGAUAUUGAAGAGGACGGUGUGUAUGUGUGUGUGCGUGUGUGUAUGUGAAGCAGUGAUGACUCUGCAGUCUAAACUGAUCUGAGUCACACACACAGUCCAGUCCACCAUCCUCCCUGUGUGACUCCCCCCAUGAAAAUCAAGUGUUAAUACUUACAUUUGAUGUUUUUAUCUAUUACAAGACAUAUCCAUACAUCCGUACAUUAGCUAUAGCACUUAUCCUUAUAGGGGCGCAGGGGGGCUGGAGCCAAUCCCAGCUGACAUUGGGCGAGGGCGGGGUUCACUCUGGACAGGUCGAUUAAACAUAUGAUGAGUGAAAUAAUCAUCAACACCAUGACUGAGUGUUUCUACCUUGAACUGCAGUGAACCAAUGACAGUCUCAUAACAACAGACUCAGGCAGCCAGAGUGUCAUACGUCACAAACCUAAGGAACCAAUCCUGUCAGCUUGUGGGGACGGGGGGGCGGGGCUAAAUAAAUGUAAAAAAGUAAGUAAGUAAAGAUGUAUUUAUACAGCAACAUUCACAGAUAAAAAAGUGCUUUACAUCAGAAAAUAUACAAAAGUUCAAGAAAACAAAAUGUAUUCUUACCUGCCGUUUGGCGUGUUCAUAUUUAUACUGUACACAGCUGACCUGCACCUUGUACACGUUUAUAUCCAGGUGUUUAUUAAGUAUAUUAUGUCUAAUACCAGAACUCUCCUUCUUCCUCCUUCAUUGUAAUUUAUUCAUCUCUGUAAGUAGAGUAUGUGCAUUCCUAUACUGUUUGCACUGAGACAGUUGGGCAAUAAAGUUGAAAGUAAUCUAAAAAUUAUUUUAAAAAUAAAUCACAGUUCAUAUCUAAUCCUGACAGAUUUUAAUUGAACUGAAUCAGAAACACUUAUACUUCAGCAGUUGAAAAUGUUUCCAAGUUCUUUUUCAUAUUUUUUUUUUCUUUUUUUCUGUCUGAGAUAUGAGACAUGAGACACACUGUAUGGAAAUAUCUGUUUGAUGCUGAAUGUCAAUAAAAAAAAAAGGUAAAAGAAAA
Molecule: messenger RNA, 4129 nt
Organism: Seriola aureovittata
Lineage: Eukaryota; Metazoa; Chordata; Actinopteri; Carangiformes; Carangidae
Product: protein NLRC3-like
Exons: 9
Coding region: 256-3159 (967 amino acids)
Molecular function (GO): protein binding
Source: RefSeq, a predicted model, not a curated record